UCUGUUGAGAAGGAUCAAUUGAAGGGAAACUCUGCAACUUGAACCAUUUUUGUUGAGAGGAUCAAGCUCAAUAGUCUCAACGAUACGUCGUCUUGCUUCGUUAAAGUCGAACGGGGAGAGAGAAAUAUCUUAAUGGCUGAGUCAUCAAUGGGGGCUCUCGUGCCAUCAGUGAAGUCGGAGCCGAAAUCUUCGUCAGCGGUGGCAGUAUCGUUGGAGGCAGUUGACGAAGCUGCAACAGUAGGAGGAGGCGAAGAAGCUCCACUAACAGCGGCAACAACAGCGAUGGCGGAGACGGCUGUGGCUGAGUUCGAUAAGGACUUCCUGUGUCCGAUAUGCAUGCAGGUCAUCAAAGACGCUUUCCUCACGGCUUGUGGUCACAGCUUCUGCUACAUGUGUAUUAUCACUCAUCUCCACAACAAGAACGAUUGUCCUUGUUGUGGCCACUAUCUGACCAACAAUCAGCUCUUCCCCAACUUUCUCCUCAACAAGCUAUUGAAGAAGACUACUGCUCGUCAAAUAUCAAAAACCACAUCUCCUGUGGAGCAUCUUCGUCGGGCAUUACAACAGGGAUGUGAAGUGCCACUUAAGGAGCUGGACAACCUAUUGUCUAUCCUUGCAGAGAAGAAAAGGAAGAUGGAGCAAGAAGAAGCUGAGACAAAUAUGCAAAUUCUACUCGACUUCUUGAACAGCCUGAGGAAGCAAAAACUGGAAGAGCUUAAUGAGGUACAAAAUGACCUCCAGUAUAUUAAGGAAGACAUUAGUGCCGUAGAGAGACACAGAAUAGAGUUAUAUCGAGCAACUGAGAGAUACUCAGUCAAAUUGCGAAUGCUUCAUGAUGAUCCUAUGGCAACAAAAGCUUGGCCUUCAUCAAUGGAUAAACAUGGCAGUGGUCUUGUAUCAAGUGCUCGUAGUGCCCAAGGUGGGAUGAGUUCAGGAAAUUUUCAGAACAAAAAAACUGAUGUAAAGGCUCAAGUGAGCUCUCAGGGACUCCAAAGAAAGGAUGCUUUUAUUAGUGCUUCUGAUCCGCAAAAUGUUGUUACUCACUCAGGACUUGCUGUGGCUAGAAAAAGGAGGGUCCAUGCACAGUUCAAUGACCUGCAAGACUGUUACCUGCAAAAGCGGCGGUUCUGGGGUAGCCAAUCACAUAAACAAGAGGAACGGAACACACAUGCCACUAGCAGAGAAGGUUAUCAUGCCGGGCUUGAGGAUUUCCAAUCUGUUUUGACAACCUUCACACGAUACAGUCGAUUGAGGGUCAUAGCGGAACUCAGGCAUGGGGAUCUUUUCCACUCAGCAAAUAUUGUAUCAAGCAUAGAAUUUGACCGCGAUGAUGAGUUAUUUGCUACCGCAGGAGUUUCUCGGCGCAUUAAGGUUUUUGAGUUUUCCUCAGUGGUGAAUGAACCUGCAGAUGUCCACUGUCCUAUAGUGGAGAUGUCCACACGUUCCAAACUCAGUUGCCUGAGUUGGAACAAGUACACUAAGAACCAUAUAGCCAGUAGUGAUUAUGAGGGGAUAGUAACUGUUUGGGAUGUAAAUACCCAGCAGAGUGUGAUGGAAUAUGAAGAACAUGAAAAGCGAGCUUGGAGUGUUGAUUUUUCACGCACUGAGCCAUCGAUGCUUGUGUCUGGUAGUGAUGAUUGCAAGGUUAAAAUCUGGUGCACGAAUCAGGAAGCGAGCGUACUCAACAUUGACAUGAAAGCGAAUAUCUGUUGUGUCAAGUAUAACCCCGGAUCUAACAUCUAUGUGGCGGUUGGUUCUGCUGAUCAUCACAUUCACUAUUAUGAUUUGAGAAACUAUAGCCAUCCACUCCAUGUAUUUAGUGGGCACAGGAAAGCUGUUUCAUAUGUGAAAUUCUUGUCCAACAACGAGCUUGCAUCUGCAUCUACAGACAGCACAUUGCGGCUAUGGGAUGUAAAGGAAAAUUUACCAGUGCGCACAUUUAGAGGCCAUACAAACGAGAAGAACUUUGUGGGUCUCACUGUUAACAGUGAAUACAUUGCUUGUGGCAGUGAAACAAAUGAAGUGUUUGUUUACCACAAGGCAAUAUCCAAACCUGCAGCUUGGCAUAGAUUUGGUUCAUCUGAUCUGGAUGAUACUGACGACGAUGCCGGAUCCUACUUCAUUAGUGCUGUUUGUUGGAAAAGUGAUUCGGCGACAAUGUUAACUGCCAAUAGUCAAGGAACUAUCAAAGUUCUUGUCCUUGCAGCAUGAAUCGGAAGGAAAAAUGGGUGGCAAAAGAAGGGUUGAGAAGAAGGGUAUUGUUCCACUUGCCUCAACUAUUUGUUGAACUUGCUGUUAAUUGUUUUGUACAUAUUAAAGUGGUGAAAUGGGUAGCUUGGAAAAGUUAGGUUAUGAGUCCUUGCAUAUUGAUUCUCAAUUGUAGUUAAGCCAACAACCUUCAAUUCC
Telopea speciosissima is the source of this 2406-nucleotide messenger RNA. Its product is annotated as E3 ubiquitin-protein ligase COP1-like. Gene Ontology annotation, molecular function: ubiquitin protein ligase activity; protein binding. The record is from RefSeq and is a predicted model, not a curated record. NCBI's taxonomy places the organism in Eukaryota, Viridiplantae, Streptophyta, Magnoliopsida, Proteales, Proteaceae. Bases 133 to 2211 code for a protein of 692 amino acids. The transcript has 13 exons. Gene Ontology annotation, biological process: proteasome-mediated ubiquitin-dependent protein catabolic process.